AUGGUGGAAGUCAUGGUGGAUGCAAACCUCGAGGACAGCCCGGUCUCUAACGGGCUCGAUUGGGACAAAUUGUUCAAAAUGGCCGAAGACCUGGAUCUUGACGAGGUUACACGUGGCCCAAUCGAAAAUGCGUUGGUGCACCUCGAAGGAAAAGAAGUCCACAAACUUUCGGCGAUACGAAAUCUUGGCGAGCUGUUUCAAAGCGAAGGCGAGGACGCGAUCCAGAGAGUGCUGCCAGCUGUUCAGCGAGCACUACUAGAAGAACGAUCAAAUCUCGAUCUACAUUGCGAAGCUGCCAUUGUUUUUAAGGGAAUCAUCCAGAAUGACAAGCUGUGCAGUAGAUUUCCUGGUCUCGUUGAUACUAUGCUGCAAAAUGUUCUGGAAAAUGUUACAGGACAACGCGACAAUUUAAGUGCUGCAGCAUGGCUAGAAACGCUGGUGGACGUUGCCGAACGAGUGUCUGUCGAGUCCGUGAAACAAUAUAUUGUACCAGUUGUCCAGCAACAAGCCGAACCGGCGCAACGAGUUCAACGUCGAAUAAUCGCGACCAAGUUGUUACAUAAACUUGCGGAUAUUCUACCAUCUAACGAAGUACGCAAAGAACUUGGUCCUUGUGCACAAAUUCUCUGCCAGGAUACCAAUUCUAAUGUGCGGACAUCAAUGGCUCAACGAUUACCUGUGAUCGCUAGAGCGUUAAAAAACCCCACGGACGUUGUUUCGCUGUUGUUGCCGUGUUUUGUGCAGUUAUAUCAGGACGAUGACAUCACCGUUAAGGAAGCUUGUAUGAAUAACAUAGCGCAAUGUAUACCACACUUUACCAACGAAGCCAAAAAGACUACGGUAUUUCCGUUGAUUAAAAAAUCGACAGAGUAUAGCCUUGAGAAGCACGACGACACUUUAAUGGUUAUUGCGAAGAACUUCGGUGAAUGGUGUUUUGUACUGAAAGAGGUUCUGGAUAAGUUGGAUCUAUGUUGGGUACUGAACACGUACUGUAAAAUUGGUCAAAUUGCACAAGCUGAAGGGGAGAACACCACACAACAAAUGAUGUUCACCAUGUGUCGAAGAAUGUCUGCAUUUAACCUACCGUGUAUGGUGGAAAUGUUCCCGAAAUCGUUCGAUCGUCUUCUACCAUUUGUCGAAUCGUUCGCAACCGAUGCAGAUGAUGAAGUUCGGCUGUCACUGGCAGCAUCUUAUCACGAGAUUCUCACACAGCAUUCAACGAAGCCCGAACUUUUGCAGCCGUUCAUUGACUUACUCCGUGGUGGAUCGGCAGAGGUUGUGGCGAAGUUGACCUUCAAUAUGGAUAAAAUUUUGCCGAUUCUUUAUAAGUGUGCAUCCACAUCUCACGGAAAUAUUAAAGUUACAACAGUACAACUAGAUCGCAUAUUGAUCGGAUGCAACCAAGUUCUACGUGGAACAGGUUCAUGGAGAAGUCAUGCAGCCUUACUGGAAAAUAUGAGUGUUUUGAAAAGCUGUUUAUCGCACGCUCAGUUAGCAGACACGUUCAUACCUAUGUUGCAAAGGGAAGUCUUGCAAGCGCGUGCUAUUCCUUGCCGAGUGGCGGCUGUGAGUACAUUGCUGCAAUUUAUGAGGGAACAACCUGAGAAAAAGAAGAGAGAGGAGACUAUCGACUUUUUCAGAAUAGAAGUAGCUGGACAUUCAAGCUGCUAUCGGCGAAUGGUUUAUCUGGAUGUUGUAAUGAAUGUGCUAAAAUUAUUCAGUCGAAAAUUUUUCAUACAAUAUUUCCUGGAUAAAUUGCUAGCACUUGUCCAAGACAAAGUUUCUAACGUUAGAAUAAAGGCAAUUCGAUUACUACCUCUGGUUAAAAAGCAUCUCAUUCUUCCUGAUGACGAUGGUGUACUUCUAUCAUUGGAAAAGGCUGUACGAGAGGCACUAAGUGCGGAAAAAGACUCCAGAAAUCGACAGUUCCUGCAAACGGCCGCUUGUGAGCUGUCUAGAACAGAGACGAGGGCGAAAGGUGAUAAAGAGGAUGCAGCUCGCGAAAAGGAAGAAGAGCGGUUGUGGAAUGAGAAUAAGGUUAAAGAGAAGCAAACAACGAAACCGUCAUCCAGCCCAAGGAAUGUAAAGAAAGAACUCUCCGUACCGAAGUCGCCAGAAUCUCGAUCUAAAUCACCAUGGAGAACUCAACGUCGAGCCGUCGCAGUUGUUCGUCCACAACCUGUUGUGGUUAUGAGGUCGGCCAGCCCCGUGCCAAAGCCUAACGAUGGUGGUAGACCAAGCCGUCUGCCAUUGAGUACAGCCGCGAGGGAAAAAGAGAAGGAGACGUUGAAAAGAGCUGCUACCGAGUCUGCAUUGCCGCGUCCACCAUCACGUACUCCAUCUUCAUCUUCACGAAAUACCAUGAGUACCUCUACUUCAUCACUGGAAACAUCGUCUCCGUCGCCUUCGACAAAUGGUCCAUCUGGCCUCCGCAGAUCUGCUACUACCACCACAGGAUUCGGUACAUCUUCGUCUUCCUCUUCUUCAUACUCGCUUAUGCAUUCAAGAUCCACGUCGAACCUACGUCGACCAUCCUAUUCUCUUUCGCGAGUUUCUAGCCAUAGUACCUUAGAGAGGAAGCCCGCACAUCUAUCCAUGAAAGUGCGAGCAUUGGAUGCUUGA
Necator americanus (New World hookworm) is the source of this 2622-nucleotide messenger RNA. RefSeq lists its product as uncharacterized. The record is from RefSeq and is a predicted model, not a curated record. The transcript is spliced from 24 exons. NCBI's taxonomy places the organism in Eukaryota, Metazoa, Nematoda, Chromadorea, Rhabditida, Ancylostomatidae. Bases 1 to 2622 code for a protein of 873 amino acids. Gene Ontology annotation, cellular component: cytosol; protein serine/threonine phosphatase complex. Gene Ontology annotation, molecular function: protein phosphatase regulator activity.